Messenger RNA from Plasmodium knowlesi strain H, 2112 nucleotides. RefSeq names its product conserved Plasmodium protein, unknown function. Lineage: Eukaryota; Apicomplexa; Aconoidasida; Haemosporida; Plasmodiidae. The coding region runs from base 1 to 2112 and encodes 703 amino acids. The record is from RefSeq and is a predicted model, not a curated record. The transcript has a single exon.
AUGAGAAAUCUCCCGUAUGUUACAUUCUACUUAGCCCUUUUCGUUUUAACUUCGAGGGAAUGCGGCAUUUUAUGUAGUGAAGCUGGACUAAGUAAAAGCACCAACCUAAGAAAUGGAUGUACAAUUAAUAACACAUUGAAGGAUGGAGACCAGACGGAGCUGAAUGAUACCAACCAUGAUGAUAAAGAUUUUCUAAAUGGGGACGAGGACCUGCAGGAAGUAAUUAAGGAAGUACAACUUGUCGGUGGAGAAGAAGAAAACAUUGAGGAGCUUACCAGUACUUCCCAUUCGAAAGAAAAAGAAGGAAAUAUAAGAGGAAGUUAUGUACUUUCAGAUGAUGGUAUAGAAACACCAAGGGAAAAUAACUGGAAAGAGAGCGAUAUGAAUAUGAUGUGGAGCACUGGACCGCUGGACAACAUUUCAACGGACAGUGGACAACAAGGUAAUCAGGGAAUACAGUCCAGUUGGUCCACGUCAUGGGGUACGCCUGGACAGUCGGAAGAAAAAAAAGUAGAAGAAGUGAAAAAUUCUGAGGAACAAAUAACACAUAACGCAUCUUCUGUGUGGGGACGAAAUAAUGAAGGAGGAGAAAGAAACAGAUGGGAAUACGAAGAAGAGAGUGUGCCAACAUGGAAUAAUGUACACGAAACUUUGAAGGUAAAUCCACUUUUAUUUGAUCAAGUUAACGUGGAUGAUGAGGAUGUGUUAUCAAGUGCAGAGAAUAUAGAAAAGGAGAGCCCGUCCAACGAAUCGGCAGAUAAGGACAUCACACAGGAGGAUCAAGAUAAAACUCCAGAAAAUGAACAGAACGCACAAAACGUUGAAGAGAACGUAAAACAACAAGAAGAACAAGAACCCGUGGAGGUAAUACAAAUGCCAGCUAUUGAGGAUCCAGAAGAAGAACAAGAACCCGUGGAGGUAAUACAAAUGCCAGCUAUUGAGGAUCCAGAAAAAGAACAGGAACCCGUGGAAGUAAUACAAAUGCCUGCUAUUGAGGAUCCAGAAAAAGAACAAGAACCCGUGGAGGUAAUACAAAUGCCAGCUAUUGAGGAUCCAGAAAAAGAACAAGAACCCGUGGAGGUAAUACAAAUGCCAGCUAUUGAGGAUCCAGAAAAAGAACAAGAACCCGUGGAGGUAAUACAAAUGCCAGCUAUUGAAGAUCCAGAAAAAGAACAAGAACCCGUGGAAGUAAUACAAAUGCCAGCUAUUGAGGAUCCAGAGGAAGAACAAGAACCCGUGGAGGUAAUACAAAUGCCAGCUAUUGAGGAUCCAGAGGAAGAACAAGAACCCGUGGAGGUAAUACAAAUGCCAGCUAUUGAGGAUCCAGAAAAAGAACAAGAACCCGUGGAGGUAAUACAAAUGCCAGCUAUUGAGGAUCCAGAGGAAGAACAAGAACCCGUGGAGGUAAUACAAAUGCCAGCUAUUGAGGAUCCAGAGGAAGAACAAGAACCCGUGGAGGUAAUACAAAUGCCAGCUAUUGAGGAUCCAGAAAAAGAACAAGAACCCGUGGAGGUAAUACAAAUGCCAGCCAUUGAAGAUCCAGAAGAAGAACAAGAACCCGUGGAGGUAAUACAAAUGCCAGCUAUUGAGGAUCCAGAGGAAGAACAAGAACCCGUGGAGGUAAUACAAAUGCCAGCUAUUGAGGAUCCAGAAAAAGAACAAGAACCCGUGGAAGUAAUACAAAUGCCAGCUAUUGAGGAUUCAGAGGAAGAGCAAGAACCCGUGGAGGUAAUACAAAUGCCUGCUAUUGAAGAUCCAGAAGAAGAACAAGAACCCGUGGAGGUAAUACAAAUGCCAGCUAUUGAAGAUCCAGAAGAAGAACAAGAACCCGUGGAGGUAAUACAAAUGCCAGCUAUUGAAGAUCCAGAAAAAGAGCAGGAGCAGUCACAAAAGGAUGAUAAAGUGCCCAAGGCAGAGGAGAAAGACGGGAAAGAGGAGUGCGCUGAAUUGUCUGGUGACAGUUUUUUUGGAGGAGUGCACAUUCGAGAAUAUAUAGAUAUUGUAGGUAUUAAAACAAGUGCCGAAAAUAUGAUGAAGAAUGUGUUCAGCCUAUUUAGUGGACAAAAUCGGAUUGUCAACAUGUUCAAGGAUUUAGCGGGCAAUUACUCCUAA